CCCACCCCAGACCCAGAGGCCGCUUUGAUGCACAGUGCUUUGUUUGGCUCUAACAAUGCCUUUCCUUUCCUUUCUUUCUUGUCCUUUCCUUUUUCUUUCCUUCUGGGUGGUUUUGCUAAUCUCACCUGCAUAUUCACUUAACUGCACAUCCCAGAAGUUCACCAACAAGCUUUUUGAUAAUUGCACAGACCUGCCCACACUCAAUGCCUACCUACACUACACCUACAACGCCUCCAACUCCUCCCUUUCAAUCGCCUUCAAGGCGCCUCCGGCCAAGACUAACGGCUGGGUGGGAUGGGGCAUCAACCUCAAUGGGACUGGCAUGGCAGGUGCCCAGGCUAUUGUGGCAAUGAAAAACGGCACCGUAGUGGUUGUGAAGAAGUACAGCCUCGCUUCCUACAGUGAUAUCAAGGAGACAUCGAAGCUAACGGUUGAUGCCUGGGACUUGAGCGCAGAGUCUGACUCCGCUGGGAACUUCGUGAUCUUUGCUUCUGUGAAGGUCCCGGAAGGUCCGUCGGUGAACCAGAUUUGGCAGGUGGGUCCAUCGGUGAACAAUGGGUUUCCGGUCAAGCACAAUUUCGACAAAGCAAAUCUCCAGGCCAAGGGAACACUGCAACUAGUGGCUUCACAGAGCAGUGGCGGAAAUACUACAACCGGAACUGGUUCUGAUUCUACUACUGGCAGUUCUUCUCGCGCUAAUAGUACUGGUGCUGGAUCCAAGAUUAAGGAGCUGAAUGCUGGUUUUCACUUUGGGCUUCUUGCUCUUCUAGGAAGUCUUACAGUUUUCUGAUUUGGUGAUUUUGAUUUUGAGAAUUUUCUUGUAAUUUUGAUGGAAUUUCUUGUAAUUUUGAUGGAAUUUUGGUAGUGAUUUGAGAUAAUUAAUUAGUUUGUAGAAAGCGAAUAAUUAACUAAUGUGUAUGUGAAAUUUGAUUA
Molecule: messenger RNA, 933 nt
Organism: Hevea brasiliensis (rubber tree)
Lineage: Eukaryota; Viridiplantae; Streptophyta; Magnoliopsida; Malpighiales; Euphorbiaceae
Product: auxin-induced in root cultures protein 12
Exons: 1
Coding region: 56-790 (244 amino acids)
Source: RefSeq, a predicted model, not a curated record